CCGCUGGAUCCAAGUGGCGCUGAUAUCGUCCCUCUGUGAUCGCUGCCGCUUCGCGCUGUGCUUUUCUCGACUUUUCGCCAAUUUUUAGUUUUCCUUCACGUUUUUCGCCACUUUUGAACUUAUCCUACGCUCGGCUGGCGUCUCUGAUCUCUCGGGACCCCAUUAUUUUGCAACUCAACCCAAUCCAGCAAAAUGACCAGUGGUUGCAGGUCCAAAAUUGAGCUGGGCGACGUGACUCAACACAACAUCAGACAGCUGAAAAAGCUCAACCAGGUUGUCUUUCCCGUCUCCUACAAUGACAAAUUUUACAAAGAUGUCUUGGAGGCCGGUGAACUCGCUAAAUUAGCUUAUUACAAUGACAUAGUGGUUGGCGCCGUGUGCUGCCGCAUAGAUCUUUCUGAGAAUUCAAGACGGCUUUACAUCAUGACCCUAGGCUGUCUGAAGCAGUACAGAAGACUCGGAAUUGGCACCAAGAUGGUCGAGCACAUUCUCAACUAUGUUCAGGCUGAUGGCAAUUUUGACAGUAUUUUUCUGCAUGUGCAAGUGAACAAUGCCAGCGCGAUUGAGUUCUACAAGAAGUUUUCUUUUGAAAUUGUGGAGACAAAGGAGCACUAUUACAAACGCAUCGAGCCGGCCGAUGCGCAUGUCCUGCAGAAAACCCUGAGACCAUGCAACGGACUUCCAAAUUCUGCCAAGUCUGAUUCCACUGCUGACGCUUCGAGUGAAAGCUCCAAUUAAUUUAAUUACUCGCUGGACCUGCUAAGCAAAAACGACACGUCUUGAGUUGUGAAUACUCGAUCAAUUUUCAUUAAGAAGUUGUUACACUAAAAGGAAAAUCAAAUUCGUAGUUCUGGAAAUUCUCUCUUCCAUUCAUUUUUCACUUUCUAAUACACUUUUGAGAUGAAAUGAAAAGUUAUUGUAAGAAUUGUCAUUUUGAUAACAAACGUUGUGUCGCUUGUUGACGAUAACUCGCAACAAGUGAAGUAGCAAA
Molecule: messenger RNA, 991 nt
Organism: Neocloeon triangulifer
Lineage: Eukaryota; Metazoa; Arthropoda; Insecta; Ephemeroptera; Baetidae
Gene: san
Product: probable N-acetyltransferase san
Exons: 4
Coding region: 193-738 (181 amino acids)
Biological process (GO): mitotic sister chromatid cohesion
Cellular component (GO): NatA complex
Molecular function (GO): acyltransferase activity, transferring groups other than amino-acyl groups
Source: RefSeq, a predicted model, not a curated record